Messenger RNA from Malassezia globosa CBS 7966, 1371 nucleotides. RefSeq lists its product as uncharacterized. The record is from RefSeq and is a predicted model, not a curated record. The transcript has a single exon. Gene Ontology annotation, molecular function: nuclease activity. Bases 1 to 1371 code for a protein of 456 amino acids. Lineage: Eukaryota; Fungi; Basidiomycota; Malasseziomycetes; Malasseziales; Malasseziaceae.
AUGGAUGAAUCUACUUGGUCUGAUGAUGGCGUUCUCACAGAUGAUGUGGAUGCUCUUAUGUACGGAUCUGUGUGCGUGCUUCGUCCAUCGACACACGACACGUCCUCUGACCUGCUGACUGUAUACGAUACUCGGGAAGCAGCAUGGGAUCUAGAUCGCGAUGCCAUGGUUCUUGUGGCUGUUUUAUCUGGUGGUGACUAUGAUACGCACGGUCUCGUGCAUUGUGGCAUCAAGACUGCUGUGGCGCUAGCCCGAGCUGGAUUUGGCUCCGCGCUGACGUCGGCUUUUCGCACACACUUUCCCCCGCAGUGUGAUCCGAAGCAACUUGCAGCAUCGUCGCCGGCAUGGGAUACAUUUCUUGCUGCAUGGCGGCGUGAUAUGCGCACAGAGCUGCGGUCCAAUUCGCAUGGUCACCUCAGUAGAUGUCAGCCGAAACUAGCCGCCUCCAUCAACGACACAUUCUUAAGCACGACCAACGCACGUCGCUACCUUUUUGAUUACAUUUGGCCUCGCACGUCCGAGUACGAUGCAAUGCGCUCAGCAUCACUCGUGGCGAAACUGGCGCGCGUUCCUCCGUACGAACGAGUAGAUCUUCAUGCCCUGGCCCAAACCUUGCAGCAGUCGUUUCUGUGGACACCGAGCGCUGUGCUGGACAAGCUUGAGCGUCUCUUACUUGAUGGCGUGUACGUUCGUGAGCUCAUCGCUGCAGCAAACACGGACAAGCAAGUCAGCGCUCAAGAUGACGCGGAUGCCAAUAAGAGGCUGCAUGAAGGGACCUUGACUACCAGCUCUACUGCUUCCGCUAGUGUUUCCGUCGCUGCGAAAAGCGCACCCAAGCCUAUCGUGGACGAACUCAGCGUCAAGUUGGCUGCAAUGCAGGUCCAUGCAUUCAAAGCUUUUCCUGAGCCUUCCUUGCACAUGCGUGACAUCCACUCCAUGCGCACAAAGCAUGGUCGCUUAGAACUUCGUGUCUCAUACGAUGCUGACACAUUCGUCAAUGGCCUUGCCAAGGCUAUGCGUCUGCAGCACGCUUCGAGUGCAGCCAUCGUUCGGCGCGUAUGGCUGCCUGUGCCGCUUCUUCUCGCGCAAGGACAACAACUUUCAGAGCGUGUAAGAGCGUACCUGGCUGCUCGUAAGAGAUCGAAGUACCCUACAGAUCUCUCUUGGUGCGACAAGGGUCCAAGUUCCGUGCAUGCAACAGGCGAACGACAGACGCUACUCACAUCCUUCAUGACACAUGGUUCUUCCGCAAAAACAUGCACACCCAUUCAUGAGAAAAGCGUUGAUGACGAUUCUUGUGAAUUGAUCCGUGUCGUGUAUUCGGAUGUAAUUGUGCUGAGUGACUCAAGUGUGUCGUCGCCAUCGCUAUGA